Messenger RNA from Lindgomyces ingoldianus, 1134 nucleotides. RefSeq lists its product as uncharacterized. The record is from RefSeq and is a predicted model, not a curated record. Lineage: Eukaryota; Fungi; Ascomycota; Dothideomycetes; Pleosporales; Lindgomycetaceae. The transcript is spliced from 10 exons. The coding region runs from base 1 to 1134 and encodes 377 amino acids.
AUGGAGAUCGCGACACUGACACGAGUGUCUUUUUGGAGGGUUGCGGCGAAUUGUAAGAUUUCAACGGCCAGUCGGUCCUUUGCAAGUGAGGAGCAAUCAGAAAUGACGCGGGAAGACAUUUUAGCUUUCGGUCCGGUUUGCGUAAGUCAUGUCAACCGAAUCUCAGCCCUGCAGCUGAGGAUUGAAUGCCACCAGCCUAUCGCCAUUUUUCCUUCCCGAGCCAAGUCCACCGAACACAUUAACGGUGAGAAUAAAUACGCGCGAUGGCUUGCUGGUGUGAAUCACGAAGACCAUUCGCGGCUUGCAAGCUUUGACAAUACUCGACCACUAAACAUGGUAUCGGGGUCUGGACAACCGAGUGGCUUUAUAUUCUUGGGAUCGUGUCUCGCCUGGCCGCUCCUUCAUGAGCUGCCGUUUGCUUUAUCGAAGGAUUCUUUGAGUGUAGAUCAACAUCGUCUGAAUAAAAGCGUCUCAAAUCUGCAAGAGAGCGGCCUUGGCACUUCCUCAAACUCAAAAGGCUCAAAUAAGGUUGAGGGCCAAAUAACUGUUGGUUGGGCUCUCAGUGACAACAGAUGGGAUGCUGGGUGCGACGAGACAGAUGGGACGGGACGGUUGGACCCUUGUUGGGCGCGCAGACAUCCCAAUGAUCUCCAUUCAUCAACAUCAAAUCUUCCACAGGUGUUGCUUUCUUCAGUAGUGUCUCAAGAGACACUCUCUAGUUGUUGCGUAGGCCGUCCUCCUUUUUCCACCUCCGCUUCUUUGCCGCCCCUGAAUAUCCUCGGUGGGGCUGACCUAAAUGAGAAUCGAAUUGGCAAGACACUUCUCAGGCCCCAAGUAGGGACGCGAGAGCAAUUUUGGGCAACCCUAGGGGCAUGCAUUCAUCGUAUCUUCGCUCGCAGUCUCUCAACAUUUUUUCUUUUCUUUGUUGUCAUAUAUUUGGCAAUUAUUCCUGCUCAAUUUGGCAUCUUUUUUUCAAGAUCCCCGAAACCUCUUUACCUAAGCAGUUUCACUCUAAUCCAUCAUGAUACUGACGAUGAUUUGGGGGUUUGCAAAACACCUACCUAUAGCUCUCGCGACCCCUUCAAAUCAACCUUAGGUCAUAUUUUAUUCCUAAUAGCGAAACCCCGAACUUGA